Molecule: messenger RNA, 2136 nt
Organism: Phycodurus eques (leafy seadragon)
Lineage: Eukaryota; Metazoa; Chordata; Actinopteri; Syngnathiformes; Syngnathidae
Gene: loxl5b
Product: lysyl oxidase-like 5b
Exons: 7
Coding region: 1-1206 (401 amino acids)
Biological process (GO): peptidyl-lysine oxidation
Molecular function (GO): protein-lysine 6-oxidase activity; copper ion binding
Source: RefSeq, a predicted model, not a curated record
AUGGCAAUUGCGUCUCUUCUCUUCUUCUCUCUUUCCCUGCGCGGACUCGUCCAAGUCAUCAGCGGGCAGCAGCAGGAGGGGCGGCCCGAGCCGGCGCACGCCGCGAGCCCCUGGCGUCACCGCAUCCAGUGGGAGAACAACGGCCACAUCCACAGUCUCGUGAGCACCGGCUCCGAGUUCCAGGCUCCGGCGCGCGUCUACGUCAGCAGCCGGAGCAGGGGGCGGAGCCAAGCCGGCGCCCCAGGAGCGCGUCGGGCGAGCCCGGCGGCGCCACCGUCCCGGAGGGAUCCGUUCGGGUGGGCCGACGGUCUCACCGUGGGCGGUUCGGUGCCGCGCGGACGUGAGGAAGAAGCGACUGCCUUCAGGCGCCCGGCAGAGGGGGAGCCGGGGCCCCCCGCGAUGUUCCACCAGGUGGAGGAGAACGCUUCGGACCAAGCGCAGGGCAUGUUUAACGACGACGACACGCUGCAGUCGCCCCACGGCAAUUCGGUGUUGUACAACAUGUACCCGCCCGGGGGGCGAGCAGGGGCCCACGCGCGACCACCUCCGGACGCGGGAUACGGGACAAGAUUCUUCCAAAACGGGCUUCCUGACCUUGUACCAGACCCGUACGCCGUCCAAGCGGGUACUUACGUCCAGCGCAUGCAGAUGUUCGCGUUGCGAUGUGCAGCGGAGGAGGACUGUCUGGCCAGGUCUGCCUACGGACCCUCGGUGCGAGACAUCGACUUCCGGGUGCUCCUACGCUUCCCGCAGAAGGUGAAGAACCAGGGCACGGCCGACUUCCUUCCUGUCAAGCCCAGGCACCAGUGGGACUGGCACAGCUGUCACCAGCAUUACCACAGCAUGGAGGCCUUCAGCAACUACGACCUUCUGGACGCCGUCACCGGCCGCAAAGUGGCUGAGGGACACAAGGCCAGUUUCUGCCUGGAGGACACGGGCUGUGACACUGGGUUCCGGCGGCGCUACGCCUGCACAGCCCACACACAGGGACUGAGCCCGGGCUGUCACGACCUUUACGCCGCCAACAUCGACUGCCAGUGGAUCGAUAUCACCGACGUCGCGCCAGGAAACUACAUUUUGAAGAUCACCGUCAACCCCAACUUUCACGUGCUGGAGUCAGACUUCACCAAUAACAUUGUGAGAUGCGACGUCACGUACACGGGAGUUUACGUUCAGACGCGCAAUUGUCGAGUAACAAGGGGCUGAAGAUUCAUGAAAUUUCAACAGCAACUCCUGACAUGGGAUUUUUUUCAUUUCAUUCUUUGGGUCAUUCCAGCUCAAGAGGUCGCAUUCAUUAUAGUUUAUUAUUAUUAUUGUUUUUUUAUUAUUGCUUGACUGAUGUAUUCUGUGGUGUUACAUGUUAUUUCUUCCCUUCCAAAGAUAAUAAUAUAUUGAAUUUGAUGCAUUUUUGUGAAGUAAAUUUUAUAAGGGACUAUUUUCUGCUGGAGAAUUUGGUGCAUUUUGGGCAUGGGAAAAAAUAACUAAAUAAAUAAAUCAAAGUAACAUUAACAUACUAGUUUUUACGAAGGACUGUUAGGCCAUUCUGAAAAUAACAUAAAAUACACUACAUCGAUAUAGGGCUUUUAUCUUGAAAAUAUAUGAUUUUAUGCUUGCAAAAUUUCGACUUUAAUAUCUAUAAUAUACAACCUUUGUCUAAAUCAUAUUCAACUUUCUUCCGGCAGGAUGACAACUGAUUUUGAAAACAAUUUUUUUGAAAAUAUAAAAAUGUAAUCUAGUAAUAUUACAUAUUAUAUAUGUUUUAAAUGUUUUUAUUCUCGUUACAUUAAGACUACUUAUCUUGAAAAUAAAUUAAUUAUUUUGCAAAAAUAAACAACUUUAUUUCCACAAUAUUAAAUGAUUAGAAAAUAUACAACUUUUUAUCUUGAAAAUAUACACGUUUUUUUUCUUGAAAAUAUCUAUUUUUUCUGAAAUAUACAAUUUAAUACUGGUAGAAUUGUGGGGUUUUUGCUUGAGAAGACAACUUUAUUCAAAUGAUAUUAUGACUUAAAUCUCGAAAUCGUAAAAAAAUACUUCUUGUAAAAUUACAAUUUUAAUAUUGAAAAUAUGACUUUAAUCUAAAAAAAAAUAAAAGUUUAUUCCUGCAGGAUUCUGACUUUAAUCUUGAAAAUAUGCAUU